Molecule: messenger RNA, 630 nt
Organism: Paramecium tetraurelia
Lineage: Eukaryota; Ciliophora; Oligohymenophorea; Peniculida; Parameciidae
Exons: 5
Cellular component (GO): endosome
Molecular function (GO): GTP binding; GTPase activity
Source: RefSeq, a predicted model, not a curated record
AUGAUGGAAGAUGAAUUCAGUUAUUUGUUCAAAAUCAUUCUUAUAGGUGAUUCAGGAGUUGGCAAGACUAACUUAUUCAACAGAUUGCAAAAUAAGGAAUUUUAAUAUGAUACCAGACCAACAAUAGGAGUGGAAUUCAUAAAUCGAACGGUUAGAUAGGAUGGGAAUUUGGUUAAGUGUUAAAUAUGGGAUACGGCAGGAUAAGAGAAAUUUAGAGCAAUCACUAAUGCUUAUUAUAGAGGAGCGAAGGGAGUGUUCGUUUGUUAUGAUGUAACAAAAUAGGGAACAUAUGAAUCAACAUUAAGAUGGAUGAGUGAAAUAAAGUAAUUUGGAGAUCAUGAUAUUGUGAUAAUGUUGGUAGGCAAUAAAAUAGAUUUGGCAGAAUAGAGAAUUGUAAGGACCGAUGAAGUGUCAUAAUUCUGUGAGUAAAAUAAGGUUGGUUACAUAGAGACAUCUGCAUUGAAUAACAUAAAUGUGGAAAUGGCCUUUAAUUAGAUGGUUACAGAGAUUUAUAAGAUUGUAUCUGCUUAGAAACCCAUCAGUCAGACUCUAUUGGGAAUCAAUGAUGUUUACGUAUUGAGGAAAGAGACUCAGCCAGAAUAAACAAAGUAGAAGAAACAAUGCUGCUGA